Messenger RNA from Thecamonas trahens ATCC 50062, 2409 nucleotides. RefSeq lists its product as uncharacterized. The record is from RefSeq and is a predicted model, not a curated record. The transcript is spliced from 5 exons. Gene Ontology annotation, biological process: negative regulation of transcription by RNA polymerase II. The coding region runs from base 1 to 2409 and encodes 802 amino acids. Gene Ontology annotation, cellular component: transcription repressor complex; nucleus. NCBI's taxonomy places the organism in Eukaryota, Apusomonadida, Apusomonadidae. Gene Ontology annotation, molecular function: protein binding.
AUGGAGACCAUGACCUCUGGCACUGCCUCCGAUUGGAUCGUCACCCGCGGUAUUUCCCACCUGAUUGCAGCUGGAGCAAACCAUGCUGCCGUUGCCGUUGCUCUCUCCUGGCCAUGGAUGAAAGCCCGCGCAGACGACUCGCUUGGUGGCCUCCUCCAUGAUCUGCGUUGUGUUGUGCGCCUCGGAUGUGAAGGAGCCAAAGACGUUGACGAGGUCGAGCGUGCGCUUCGCAAUUUUGAAACCGAGCUCGUUGCGCGACUUGCCUAUAACAACGCGUCCAACGCCGUGAAGGACCUGGUUGCUGCUGUGAGCAAAGAUGCCUCGUCUAAGGCUUUCAUUCCAUCGAGAGCCGUGGACCCUGUCGCGCAUCGUGGUGCUGAGCGCUUUCGCUUUGAUGGCAAGUAUGCCAAUGUCAUCAACAUCGGUGGCUCGCUGGUUGCUGGUGGAUGUGGGAAGAAUGUGGACGUACUUGACGUGCUAACUGGUGAACGCGUGGAGGUGCUGGAGGGCCACACCGGCGAUGUGGAGGGUGUGAUUGCGCUGCCGAGUGCGGAUGCCCAGCUCCCUGUCCUGGUCUCGUGGUCGGAGGACAACACGAUCCGGGUGUGGCAUGCUGCGGACGACGGGAUGGGCGCCAUGCGGUACACCGCGGACAGUGUCUCCUGUGAGGUGCUGGAGGGCCACACCAGCGAUGUCCAGGGUGUGAUUGCGCUGCCGAGUGCGGAUGGCCAGCUCCCUGUCCUGGUCUCGUGGUCGUGGGACAGGACGAUCCGGGUGUGGCAUGCUGCGGACGACGGGACGGGCGCGAUGCGGUACACCGCGGCCAGUCCCUCCUGUGAGGUGCUGGAGGACCACACCUACAGUGUGCAUGGUGUGAUUGCGCUGCCGAGUGCGGAUGGCCAGCAGCCUGUCCUGGUCUCGUGGUCGUGGGACAGGCCGAUCCGGGUGCUGGAGGGCCACACCGACGGUGUGCAGGGUGUGAUUGCGCUGCCGAGUGCGGAUGGCCAGCUGCCGGUCCUGGUCUCGUGGUCGGAGGAAGACACGAUCCGGGUGUGGCAUGCUGCGGACGGCGGGACGGGCGCCAUGCGGUACACCGCGGACAGUGCCUCCUGCGAGGUGCUGAAGGGCCACACCAGCCUUGUGCGGGGUGUGAUUGCGCUGCCGAUGCGGAUGGCCCAGCUGCCUGUCCUGAUCUCGUGGUCAGACGACAAGACGAUCCGGGUGUGGCAUGUUGCGGACGACGGGACGGGCGCCAUGCGGUACACCGUGGACAGUGCCUCCUGUGAGGUGCUGAAGGGCCACACCAACGAUGUGCGGGGUGUGAUUGCGCUGCCGAGUGCGGAUGGCCAGCUGCCUGUCCUGGUCUCGUGGUCGUGGGACGACACGAUCAGGGUGUGGCAUGCUGCGGACGACGGGACGGGCGCCAUGCGGUACACCGUGGACAGUGCCUCCUGUGAGGUGCUGGAGGGCCACACCAAGUAUGUGAAGGGUGUGAUUGCGCUGACAUGUGCGGAUGGCCAGCUGCCCGUCCUGGUCUCGUGGUCGUGGGACAACACGAUCCGGGUGUGGCAUGCUGCGGACGACGGGACGGGCGCCAUGCGGUACACCGCGGAAAGUGCCUCCUGCGAGGUGCUGAAGGGCCACACCAGCCUUGUGCGGGGUGUGAUUGCGCUGCCGAGUGCGGAUGGCCAGCUGCCUAUCCUGGUCUCGUGGUCGAGAGACAGGACGAUCCGGGUGUGGCAUGCUGCGGACGACGGGACAGGCGCCAUGCGGUACACCGCGGACGGUGCCUCCUGUGAGGUGCUGGAGGGCCACACUGACGGUGUGCUGGGUGUGAUUGCGCUGCCGAGUGCGGAUGGCCAGCUGCCUGUCCUGAUCUCGUGGUCAGACGACAAGACGAUCCGGGUGUGGCAUGUUGCGGACGACGGGACGGGCGCCAUGCGGUACACCGCGGACAGGACCUUCUGUGAGGUGCUGGAGGGACACAUCAGCCGUGUGCUGGGUGUGAUUGCGCUGCCGAGUGCGGAUGGCCAGCUGCCGGUCCUGGUCUCGUGGUCGGAAGACAAGACGAUCCGGGUGUGGCAUCCUGUGGACGACGGGACGGGCGCCAUGCGGUACACCGCAGACAGUGCCUCCUGUGAGGUGCUGGAGGGCCACACCAACCAUGCGGAGGGUGUGAUUGCGCUGCCGAGUGCGGAUGGCCAGCUGCCCGUCCUGGUCUCCCGCCCAUACUCCGGCGAGACGUUCGAAGGUCGCGGACUCGUCGUCAACCUCAUCCGGCCGCUCGCCAUCGAUGAAGGUCUCGUCGAUGCCGCCGCUGACAGCAACGCUGCCGGCGUUCACAGCAAGGCCGUUGUUGGAGCAUCCGGUCCACUGAUCGGCCGGCAGAACCACAGUCGCGAGGGCUGA